UCGACGCGCUCUCUCCGCUGCUCCGCCUUUUCCAAGACGCUAGUGGAAGAAAGGUUUUUUUUUUAUCGUGGUACAGCGUGAGAAGAAGACUUACCACCUCCAGUUUGUGCAUGAUAUUCUUAUACUGAAAGGUGUGAUGCGCCUAAGCGAAGAAAAGUUGUGCACGUGUGUAUUUUAAAAGCUGCAGUGUCGCAUGAGCCGCCCAAGAGCGCACCCCGGAGCAACACAAAGCGCGUCAAAGAAAUCUGAUUUCACUGGAGACUUUUGUUUACACAGAAUGGACCCAAAGCCACGUUUUCCUUAGCACGAGUGGCUAGGACAGUGCUGCAUAUUGUUGACAUCUAGCUCACAGCACAACCAUUGGAGAGGGUGCCACAUGCGCACAUUUGGGCUCUUGCCUUGCAGCCCCAUGAGUUUGUGAAGAUUUGUUUUUUUUUAUUGAUUGGGGAAAAAAAAGCAUAUGUUUGACUCCUGCAUUUUUGACAAACUCACCUUAGUUGGUGUAGGCUGUGUAGGGAUGGAACAUUAGAAUAGUAUUUUUGAUACUGGACGAGUAAACAAGCUUUCCAAAAGUCAACAUGGAGAGCAGCGCGGACGAGAAGGAGAACAGCCUCCCGAGCUCUGACAGGCGCUUCGCCUUAAGUUACAUCGGCUGGACUACGCUGGACAGGCGGACAACUCUACCCAUGCUGCCCUGGCUCGUGGCAGAUAUUCGCAGGAAAAGUGAGAAGGGCGACUGCGGGCCUCAGGUUCAGUCUAGGGAUGUCCAGCUGGUCCUCAACCCUCCUCUCCUACGAUGUGUCCCGUCCAACAACAGCAACUCUUCCGUAUUCAUCUUUGAGCACAAAGCACAGCUCAUCUCUCGUUUCAUACACAACAGUAAUGAUCUGUCUUAUUUUGCCUAUCUCCUGCGAGGACAGCCUGACAACCCAGAGUCAGAGAUGUCCUGUCAUGUGUUUAAGGCCAGCGACCCCAACCAGGUUCCUGAGGUCAUCAGCAGGAUUCGACAGGCAUCCAAGUCCGUCCUGAAGGAAGAAACUAAUCCAAAACAGGAAGCUGAAGAAGCGUUCUACAACUCCCAAAAGUUUGAAGUGCUUUACUGUGGCAAGGUGACAGUUGGUCAUAAAAAAGCUUCAUCUACCCUUAUUGAUGAUUGCAUUGAUAAGUUUCGCCAGCACGAGGUUGAGCGUAAACGUCUCCGGUUACUUAAUGGUCAGCGGGGGUCAACAGAGAACACACCAGUGGAGUUUUUCAUGGGUGCAGAGUCAGAUCCUCUGUCCUCUGUUUUAAAUGCAAACCCAGAAGACACCAAAGUGCCUGGAGCAGAUGACAUACCAUUAGCAGGAACAGGUAAAGUCAUGUCCAACAGUCCCAGUCAAAGCAGUCUGCGUGGUACUUUCCCUGAGUGCAUCCUGGAGGACUCUGGUUUCGAGGAGCCUCAAGAGUUUCGUACUCGGUGCAGUAGCCUCGCAGGAAACCUACAGAGAAAACCUGGAGAAAAUGUCAUUCUAGCCCCCACACGACGCCGCCAUGCUAGUGCUCCUAAUCACGUUCAGCCUUCUGAUGCAGACAAAAACCGCACCAUGCUUUUCCAGGUUGGACGCUUUGAAAUAAACCUUAUAAGUCCAGAUAGUAAGACAGUGGUGCUGGAGAAGAACUUCAAAGAUAUCUCAUCGUGCUGUCAGGGUAUAAAGCAAACUGACCAUUUUGGAUUUAUUUGCCGGGACCAAUGUGAAGGUGGUCCUAGUCAGUAUGUCUGCUAUGUUUUCCAGUGCGCCAGUGAGUCUUUGGUGGAUGAGGUGAUGAUGACACUGAAGCAGGCUUUUAGUACAGCUGCAGCCUUACAAAGCAAUAAGACCCCGAUCCAGCUGUGUGAAGCGUGCCCCAUGCAUGACCUGCACAAGCUCUGCGAGAGGAUCGAAGGUCUCUACCCACCUAGAGCAAAGCUAGCCAUCCAAAAAUAUCUUUCCCAGCUCAAUGACAAUGAGCAAGCUGAGAUUUUUGAGCGAGUCCAGAGGCAGAAGCCAUGUUCAGACCAAGAGGAAAAUGAGCUGGUUAUUAUCCAGCUAAGACAACUGUGUGAAUCAAAGCAAAAAACCCACUCACACCUUGGAGAUGCUCCUCAGAAUGCAGUCAGUAGCUCACAAGCUGGAGAUGGAGCAACCGGUGGCAGUCGUUUCAAACUCGAUGUUCUCAAGAAUAAGGCUCGCUCAUCCCUCACCAGUUCACUGGAGAACAUCUUUGCACGGGGUGCCAGUCGGAUGCGGGGUCGUUUGGGAAGUAUAGGAAGUAUUGGAAGCUUUGAUAGGCAGGAUGAGGAGUCUCCAGACCACUCACCUCCUGGGUCCCCUCCACACUUCCCGGAUGAUGACCCAGAAGCUGGCAUCCAGUUUCGGCGGCGCGCUCACACCUUCAGCCAUCCACCUGUGAAGAAGCGCAUUUCCUUUGAAAGCCAACCCUCCUCUCAGAGUAAACACGCCCCUCUGCGCAGACAACAGUCUGUCAACCCUGAGCUUCUGCAGAGCAGUCCGGUGGCUGUCCCAAGAACACGCAGUGUUUCGGAGAGUGACUCUACCUUCAGCCUCCCCUCCUCCUUCUCCGCCCCCACUUUCCUGAAAAGCAUUUACCAGGGCUCCCUGGGUUCCCUCAGCUCCCUGGCAGACAGUGGGAGCAACAAGAGCAAUGGCGAAGGCAGGAAGAGGACAUUGUCGGCCUGCAGUACUGACUCCCUGAGCGCUCUCCCUCUCACCCCACGCCGCAUCUCCUGGAGGCAGAAGAUCUUCAUGAGAGUCGCAUCUCCCAUGAACAAGCCAGCGGUUCCUAUGGAGCACCCAGACCACUGUGACACAUCCGAACUGCUGCCUCUAUCUCCAUGUGCUCUGGUUUCUGGUUUGGAUCCACUGGGCCGACUGGAGCCCAUAGGCGGGGACCACGCGUCUGGGGAGAGACCCAAGAAGACCGCAGCAGAAUACAGGAUGCUCUGGAAGACUGCCAUUCACCAACAGAUCCUGCUGCUGCGUAUGGAGAAGGAGAACCAGCGUCUCGAGGCAAGCCGGGAUGAGCUCCACAUCCGUAAAAUGAAACUCAACUACGAAGAGGUGGGCCAGUGUUCGAAAGAUGCACAGACAUUGUGGGAGAAGAAAUUGUGCGCCCCAGGCAGAACCACAGUCCCACAAGAUAAAGAGGAGAUGUACCGCGCUCUCUGCCAAGGUGUUCCAAAGAGCCGACGUGGAGAAGUGUGGCUUCUUCUGUCCCAUCAGCACCGUCUGCGACACAGACUUCCCCACCGACAGCAAGCCCCCGACAUCCCGUAUCGAGAUCUACUCAAACAGCUCACAGCACAGCAGCACGCCAUCCUGGUGGAUCUUGGUCGGACCUUUCCCACCCAUCAGUAUUUCUCCGCUCAGCUUGGUGCCGGACAGCUCUCUCUCUACAACCUUUUGAAGGCUUACUCUUUGCUGGACACGGAGGUCGGCUAUUGUCAGGGAAUCAGUUUCGUGGCUGGCGUGCUCCUGUUGCACAUGAGUGAGGAGCAGGCCUUCGAUAUGCUAAAGUUCCUCAUGUACGACUUGGGCAUCAGACGCCAGUACAGACCUGACAUGAUCUCUCUGCAGAUUCAGAUGUACCAGCUCUCCAGACUGCUCCAUGACUAUCACCGCGGCCUGUACAAUCACUUUGAGGAACACGAGAUCUGCCCCAGUCUCUACGCCGCUCCGUGGUUUCUGACACUCUUUGCCUCUCAGUUCCCUCUUGGCUUUGUCUCCCGUCUAUUCGAUUUUGUGUUUGCCCAAGGGACCGAGGUGAUCUUUAAAGUGGCCCUGUGCCUUUUAAGUAGCCACGAGAGCGAGAUAGUCAAGUGCGACAACUUUGAGAGUAUAGUGGACUAUCUGAAAACUACACUCCCCUCACUCAAUCAGACACAGAUGGAGCACACUAUAGCAAAGGUGAUGGACAUGGACAUCUCUAAACAGCUGCAUGCGUAUGAAGUAGAGUACCACGUUCUCCAGGAUGAGAUGUUAGAUACCGGGCCACUUCCGGAUGACUCGGAGCGCCUUGACAAACUAGAGAAGACCAACGUACAGCUGAAGAAACAAAACAUGGAUUUACUAGAAAAACUGCAGGCGGCCCGUCAGAAGAUCCAGUCCCUGGAGACCAGCGUGGAUAACUUUCUUUCUCGGGAGAGCAAAAUGAAGCACAUGAUCCGCUCUCUGGAGCAGGAGAGGGCAGCCUACCAGAAGACCAUUGAACGCAUGCGCUCGUGCCUUCCCCCUGACGCCCUGACAGAUGUUGAGAUGACCCAGAUCAAAACAGGACCAAAUGGGAAAGCCAAAACUGCAGCCAAGAAGCCAUGAUGACAACCACGGGCAGAUGCACACAAAGAAGUGAACAAAUACAACAUUGUGUUUGUAAAGACUGCUGGGAUUUUUUACAGCUGCUUAAGUGCUGUACAAGCGUUCACAUGAUGCCUGAAGUGGAGGCAUCCAGAGUGUAUGCUUUAAAUGUAUGUCAAAAGAUAGCAAGAAGAAGUAGAAGAUGUUUUCAGCUACAAUGGCCACAUCAAGAGAAUUUUUUUUUUCAGAGUGAACCAGGGAAUUUCAAGCCACUCGUGAGAAAGGCAUCUUGAAAACAACACUGCCUUGAUAACUUUUUGUAGCACUACAACAGCAACGGACAGAAGCGAUCGUGUAGACUUCAGGGUCAACCUCCAGCCAUUACCUUAACAUUAACACGUCAACAUGUUUUUAUGACUUUGAAUGUGACAGCUUGGAUUCGUGAACUUUUAUUUUUCUUCACUUGAAAAAUGUCUAAUCAUGAUUUUGUUUAUUGAAGCAUUACACAUCUGUCAGUUCCAGCCCACAUAUUAUCUCUUCUUGUAGCACUCACCACUGCCUUGUGCACUGUAUGUGUGUGUGUGUGUGUGUGUGUGUGUGUAUGUACGCGCUGUUUAAAAAGGAGGAAGUGUUUCUUCCAGAGCUGGGGCAGGAUGUGAGAUUGUCUGCAGUCUCAGUUUCCUGUGUGACUGACCGCCGUGUCGUCCUGUUUUAGCUUCAUGUUCAGAGGCAAAGUUCACACUAACCAAGAAGAAAAUGCAGAGAGCGUACGCACAUUUGAAGGUGUAAAGACACAGCACUGUAAACACAAAGAGCAUUUUUAAUCUGAGUCGAAUAAGGCUGACGUACAUUUACAAUCAGCGGGUUUUGUAUCAAUCUGUGUUUCAAGAUAAUCCACAUCUUCCAUUUGUUCAUUUGACAGUACUGUGCAAAGCAUUUUGUAUCUAAAACUUUUACCGAAUUUCAAAGAAUCUACAAGGAAUUAUAUAUACAAACUGAAAAAAAAUGAAUGCAGUAUUUUCAGUCAAGCAAAAACAAAUUUACAUUAAUCAAAACAUUGUUAAAGUUAAGUGCAUCUGUUGUGAGCAUAACUUUUGCACAGUACUAUACAUUGCAAUUGUGAGUGAUAGUUUUGACAGUUUGAGUGAAAAGCUUGUCCCUGGAUGCAUUUUAUGUUAUGGUUCUGUCUGUCUGAGCACUGCCAGAAAGUAAAUCGGUCCAGGUUACACUGUCAUUAGAAGCUAAGUGAUAGCGCUCACAGAAAAGCACUCAGUGUCUGUCAGUCUUCCUGUCCUUGAGAACUGUUUGCACUGUAGUUAUUUGUCAUGGUAGUUUACUUGGACAUCUACUUUUCUUUAGUAAACCGGGCUUGUCUGAGCAUUCACACAGCGCACAUGCCUCAUUUGGCUACAGCUAAUUGAAGUGGAUACAGCCUGACGUUUGCUGUCAAAGUGAUGUGUUCUUGGGGUAAUUGAGGUGACAUGGUAAACCUUUGCACCAAACUUCUCAUUAAUAAUAUAGAAACGGGGUUUUCUCUGAACAGCGGGACGCUCCUCUGUAGAUUUGUUUCUCUCUUAGCACUUGUCAAUGUGUCAAAAGACCCGCUGAAAAACACAUUUUACAAAAUUUCAAUAUUUCAUUUGUAGAAAUAUUGAAAUGUGUAAACAAAUAACCAAAGAAGUUUUCAAAAGAAUUCAGAAAAACGUGUCUUGGUUACUGCAGUAAAUUGUGUUAUAGAUAUAAUACUUUUUUUUCUACUUUUUCCCAAAGUUUAAGGCUUUUCUUUUCAGCUCAUGCUUUAAAUCAAUCAUGGAACUUCAGUAUAAGUGAUGGGUUUGAGUAUUUUGAUUCGAUUGAGAUUUCAAACUCUCAAUUCACGUAACAAUGAAACUGCCUUGACUUGAUUGAAUAAACAUCACUUUGUGCUGUUACGCGUCUGAUCUUCCCUGUCCGUAGUGAGCUCUCAUAAAGAAAUCAUCAACGAUGGAGCGUAACGAAGUAAAACGUAAACAUUUUAGGCAUCUGUACUUUAUUUAAGUACAUUUUAAAGACACUUCCUACUUUUACUGCAUUACAUUUGAGUGCAGGUAUGUGUACUUUCUAAUCCGCUACAUUUAACUGGACUGAAAAGUAAAACGAUUUUUUAAAAUGAUUGUGUGAGACCCGCUGAAAAGGCUGAGGGGUUAUUUUUUAUCAAGUUGAUAAUUUGAGCAAACAAAAUACACAAAUAAAAACAGCUGG
Messenger RNA from Periophthalmus magnuspinnatus, 6572 nucleotides. RefSeq names its product TBC1 domain family, member 4 (gene tbc1d4). The coding region runs from base 579 to 4352 and encodes 1257 amino acids. The transcript has 23 exons. NCBI's taxonomy places the organism in Eukaryota, Metazoa, Chordata, Actinopteri, Gobiiformes, Gobiidae. The record is from RefSeq and is a predicted model, not a curated record.